Misgurnus anguillicaudatus (oriental weatherfish) is the source of this 1739-nucleotide messenger RNA. The record is from RefSeq and is a predicted model, not a curated record. Lineage: Eukaryota; Metazoa; Chordata; Actinopteri; Cypriniformes; Cobitidae.
UUUGUUUUGUAAGAAAGUUCUAAAGCUCGGAACAAUGGGGAUCAAAGCUUUGGAGGCACACAUGCAGUGUGAGAAACACAAAUCCGCUGCAGAAACCUGCCGAAAAACACCCGGCAUCUCGCAGUUCUGUUCCGUUGUUGUGCCUAACGUUACCUCAGUAGCCCUACCAAACAGCGCAAGUGCAUGCGAAACAUCCGCAUCAGCAGCCAGCUCCGCGGUUUCAACUUCAUCAGACAUCCGAACCACGUUUGGCUCCACUGCAACACUAAGAGCAGAGGUAGUGUGGUGUCUGCAUACUGUAACAAAACACCAGUCCUAUAACGCUAACGAGGCUGUUGGGGACAUUUUCCGAUCUAUUUUCCCAGACUCCGAAAUCGCACGUACAUUUGCGUGCGGUAAAGACAAAACUGCCUACAUUGCAAGAUUUGGACUGGCUCCUUACAUAACCAAGAUCCUCGUUGCGGAUGUUAACAAGGAUAUGUUUGUUUUAAUGUUUGAUGAGAGCCUCAAUGAAACGUCCAAAAAUAAGCAAUUAGACUUGCAUGUCAGAUACUGGGGACAAGAUCAUGUCCAGUCAAGAUACCUCGGGUCGCAAUUCAUGGGACACGGCACCGCUCAGGAUUUGCUUCACCAUUUCAAAGAAUGUGCACAGCAGCUGGACAUGCAAAAGCUUCUAUCUGUUUCUAUGGAUGGACCGAAUGUCAAUUGGAGGUUUUUAGAACUGCUGCAACAAGAGCAACGUGAACAGUUUGGUGGCACACAGCUAAUUGUGGAAGGGAGCUGUGGCCUCCACACCCUACAUAACGCCUGCAAACAUGGCUUCCUCGUGUGGCAGCUGGAGAAGGUUCUAAGGGCCUUGCACAUACUCUUCCACAAUACGCCAGCUAGGAGAGAGGAUUUUACCACACUCACCAAAUGCACAAAAUUUCCAAAAACGUUCUGUGGACAUAGAUGGCUCGAAAAUCUACCAGUCGUGGAGCGAGCUUUGGAAAUCUGGCCGUCAGUGACCAUGUACAUAGAUGCAGUUAGGAAAAAGAAGCUACCAAAUCCAGGAACAGCCUCUUAUGACACCCUUGAAGUUGCUGAAAAAGACCCUCUUUUUCUGGCAAAACUACAUUUCUACAUGGCCAUCACAAGGACCUUUAGUCCUUUUCUUACCUUCUAUCAAACAGAUGUACCAGUGAUUCCGUUCCUUGCCAAAGACUUGGCUGAGCUGUUGAAGAGUAUGCUGAGGCGUUUUGUCAAGAAAGAGGUACUCAAGGACAUCAGUCCACUGCAGCUGGUUAGACUGGAUGUCACUGACAAGCAGAGCUGGGUCAACCCUAAGGAAGUAAACAUAGGCUUGGGUGCAGAAUCACUCCUUAAGUUAUUCUUUCACCUAUAACAUUUAAAUUGUCAUGGAUUCAGCUGAAUGCUUGAUUUUAUAAUAGGUUAUAAUAGGUUGUUUACAUCCAUCAGGAACUACUGAAAAAGAAAAAGAUAGGGGAACUAACAGUCCUGGAAUUUAAGAGAGACUGUGUGAAAGUGAUGUCUACUAUCAUCCAGAAAGUACAGGACAAAAGCCCAUUGAAGUAUCCUGUAGUGAGGCAGGUGGCCUGUUUGAACCCCAGCAUGAUGUUUUCUGACCCUGACUGGUGCAUAAGCAGUAUGACAAAACUGGUGCAGAUGUUUUUGCAAGCCCAGCAGUUGUCAGGAGGUGUCUCGGCUGGCAGGAAAGAAUAGUUCAAUUCAAAGUGCAU